AUGGGUUCCAUCUCUUCUUCCUACCCUGCCUCCUACCCACCUUUCCCGGAUUCGGGCUCCCUCCAGGGCCACAAACUUGUCCACUUGACUCCUGCCAUUGGCAGUGAGUUUCGCGACGUCGAUGUGACCCAGUGGCUGCACGAGCCCAAUUCAGACCAAAUCCUGCGUGAUCUGAGCUUGCUCCUCGCACAACGAGGGGUCGUGUUCUUCCGCAGUCAACUCAAUAUCACCGAUACCCUGCAAAAAGAAUUCUGUCGUCGACUCAAUGAGGUCUCCGGUGCACCCAAAGAGAAUGGCUUUUACCGUCAUUCACUGAAAGCUAUGCAAGGUGCCGAUCCCGAGAUGGGAAAAGUUGACCCAGAUCGCAUCCUCAAGAUGUAUAGUAAGCCGUUGGACGGGCUGCCUCGUCAGAGCCACGUCAAGGACUGGCAUACUGAUUCGAGCUUCGAGCGUAUGCCCCCCAGCUACACGGUGUUGAGGCUGGGGGAAAUGCCCGAAACCGGUGGAGACACCCUGUGGGCUUCGGGCUAUGAGCUCUAUGACCGUCUCUCUCCGCCCUACCAAAGGUUCUUCGAUUCCCUGACGGCCAACCACAAAUCCCCUGCCUUGAUUGAAGCCGCCCGUGCUGACCCCAAAGGCAUGGACUCCGGCCCGCGUGGAGCCAGCGGCAACGUCGGCCUCGAGUUCAGCAAUCACCACCCGCUGGUUCGCACUCACCCUCUGACGGGAUGGAAGAGCCUGUUCGGGUACGGCAUUAAUUGCCACCGCAUUGAUGGUGUGACAGAAAUCGAAAGCAACCAAAUCUUCGAUAAGAUCACGCGCCUAAUUCUGGACAACCAGGACACCCAGGUGCGGUUCCACUGGGAGAGUACCAGCGACCUGGCAGUCUGGGAUAAUCGGUGCACGUUCCAUGCGGCCACGCAGGAUCACUUCGAGGUGGGAUCUCGUAUCGGAUGGCGGUGCAUGGUGAUGGGCGAGGUGCCGUAUUUGGAUCCGAAGACGAAGAGUCGUCGGCAGACGACUGGAGGUUGGCCGUAUCGCUUGGAGAAUCCAAAGGCAUAG
Molecule: messenger RNA, 1062 nt
Organism: Aspergillus tanneri
Lineage: Eukaryota; Fungi; Ascomycota; Eurotiomycetes; Eurotiales; Aspergillaceae
Product: TauD/TfdA dioxygenase family protein
Exons: 3
Coding region: 1-1062 (353 amino acids)
Cellular component (GO): cytoplasm
Molecular function (GO): 2-oxoglutarate-dependent dioxygenase activity
Source: RefSeq, a predicted model, not a curated record